Messenger RNA from Zychaea mexicana, 1868 nucleotides. RefSeq lists its product as uncharacterized. Bases 14 to 1645 code for a protein of 543 amino acids. The record is from RefSeq and is a predicted model, not a curated record. The transcript is spliced from 3 exons. NCBI's taxonomy places the organism in Eukaryota, Fungi, Mucoromycota, Mucoromycetes, Mucorales, Lichtheimiaceae.
UUAAGUCAAAAGGAUGAUAGUGCAGGUUUCACUCGAUUAUUUGAUUGAGACUCCCUUCCAUCCAUUUUUCUUAUUAACCCCACCAACUCUUUUUCCCUCUCCCACCUUUCCUCUCUCUCUCUCGCCCUCCCUUUACAUUCCUUCCCUUGAUACCAUAACAACAGUAGCAAUGACCUUUCGCUCUGGUCGGCCAAUACGACGCUAUGUUGCCAUGCUUUGUAUCCUAGCAGUGUUUGUAUAUUAUUCAGGAAUUCAUCUGGGUCGCAACUCGGCGUACAUUUCGUCAUCGCCUGACGCUACCGCUGCUGCUGCUGCUCAAGAUGGUUCAAUGGAGUAUGUAAAACCCAAAGAACACGAGGUUACUAAACAAGACGGAUACAUGCAAGUCGACCACGAUUUAAUCAAGCAACGUGAACGUCAAGUCAUGCGACGCCAGAUCGAUCAGAAAUAUUGUGGCCGUGAACAGUGUCGAUUUAUGCUCCCUAUUGCCAUUACAGAGCAAGAAUCCAAAGCACAAGAGCAUUUUCGACAACUAGCGUUCUUAUCCGGCAAGCUGGGUCGUACGAUCGUAUUACCAAACGUUCACAGCUCGCAUUUGGGCGCAUGUCGACAUUUUCCAUUCAGCUUUUAUUAUAGCAGCGAAUGGCUCGAGCAAAACAAACGGUUCUUCAACUAUAUCACCAUGGAGGAUUUCCGUGAAUGGCUUGCCGAGCGUCAGUCAAGUGACACCGCUGUUCCAACAUCCCAAGAGGUCGUGGUGGAUAUCAACCCGGACUUUCAUUUUCUCGACAAGGCCGAAAAUUGUUUCAAGGACAUGCUCGACUAUACCGGUCGACCUAGGACACGGUUUACGCUCGAGGAUCCAGAAAUGUUCAGCAAGCGUGUUGGCGACUAUACUGAAAUCUUGCUGAAUGCUCUUAGUGAUGAAACACUGAAUAAGGACUACAUUGGCGAGGACACCGACGUUCCUCCGCUGGACGUUAUCAGUCUGUUUUAUGAUCGAAGAUUUGGCUACAUUAAAGAACCAGAAGUUCUCAAACCCUUGACGUACAAUGAUCGAUGGAUUCAACUGGCAGAUCAGAUCGCAAACCAACUGUCACCUUUCGUGGCUAUUCAUUGGCGCAUGGAACGAUUGGAGCCGGUGGAUAAUAUGGUGGGCUGUGCAGAAUCGCUUGUGAAAAACGUGCAGGCAAUCGAGGCAGAACACGAGCAACCUCUCAAAAUAUUCUUGUUGACCGACUAUCCUCAUUUACUACGGUCAUCCAUCGCCGUGCCCGAGUCCAUGUCUUUCAAGUUGAACGAACUUAAACAACAACACCACGAUGCAGUACAAUACGUCUACGAACGUCUGGACGUCACUGUAACGACGCUCCAGAAAGAAAACCAAGCGAUUCCAUAUGACGAAUUACCGGCCAAGCACUGGAACAUCAUCCCAGUACCGCCCUACGCCAAACCGCCGGAUUCGAGUGUCCUGGGCAUCGUCGAUAAGCUCGUGGCCAUGCGGGCUCAGUACUUUUUGGCCGGCAAGCCAGCUGUUUGCGGAAAAUCAAGCAGCUUUACCAAACGCAUCACGGAGGAACGGAAGCAGGCGCAUGAAGCUGGCGAUCCGAAUAUCAUCCUUCCAAUGGAUAUCUUUUCCCUGUAAAAUCUCGAUUAAAAAGAAAAAAGCACCCCCUCCCAUGUAUAGAGUUUCUCUUAUCUCUUUUUCUCCCCUUGUCUUUAUUGAUUUAUUCUCUGCAUCCCUUCCACGCGCAAAACCCCCCCAUCACCCUUUCGAAUAUCAUUUCAUACAUUUCCAAUCAACACACUCCAACCAGCAACACACUUCAUCUGAAAAUUAACAAGCCAAAAUAUUUUUAAACAGUGCA